GCUCUCUUAUGUACUCCUCUUAUUUACUCUCUUAUGUGCUCUCUUAUUUACUAUAUUAUGUGCUCUCUUAUGUACUCUCCUAUGUACUCUCCUAUAUACUCUCCUAUGAACUCUCUUAUUUACUCCUCUAAUGUACUGUCUUGUGUACUCAUGUCAUUGUGUGCCACAUGAGAGCACACGCACGCCAUUAGGGUCGGGAAGUGGUCACCGCUACCGAAAUCGAUGUGGAAGACAUUGCUUGAUACCUACAUCUACACAGAACUGCAGACCUUACUGGCGGAUACCAAAAGACGUCCACCGCUGAACAAAGGCUCAAGAUUUAAGUGAACCCAGUGUACAGUGGUGAAUAAGAGUUUUAGUUCCGAAUUAAUUAUUAUAAAUUGAAAAUGUGUAAAAUGUGCUAGUUCACGAUGUCAACACGGCGGCGCUGCGGUCGCAUUACGUGACGUUUAUAAUCCAAUAUGGCGGACUUGGGUCCCGCCAAUUCUAUCAUCGAGGGUACUGUGAAGUUUCGCGAUGGAAAAAAGUGGAAAUCGCGAUGGUGCGUCAUGCGAAAGUUGUCACCAGUUGCAGACUGCGUCCACCUGCAACUCUACAAAGACUUAAAAGAACGUCAGAAGAAUGGUCAGACGAAGGCUUCACUCUCUCUCCAGCAGUACCUGGGCAUAGAGUCAGGGUUCACCCUGGACAAGGAGUCCAAUACCCUGGCAAUAUUGUGUGAGGAUGUCGUCCCGGUGCUGGCGUUUGAUACCAGGGAGAUCCUGAUACAGUGGAGGGUCAAAGUCCAACACAACCUAGGUGGCAGCAAAGAGUUCGCAGCGGUCAUCAUCUCGUCGCCCACCGGGGCCAACAUCCGCGCGGGCCCCGUCAGAUUGCACGCGUGCGGGCCCCGGCUAGCGCUGUGUGCGUCGCGCCCGCCCGAAGUGUUAGCGCUGUGGGACGUCAAAUUGCUCAGACGCUACGGCGUGGUCGACAAACGUUUCUGCGUGGAAGGUGGCUCUCGUUGCGGUAAAGGUGAGGGCCUCUUCAUCUUCGCGGCGGAAGGCGGCCGGGAGUUGACGGAGCUGCUCAACGUUUACAGCCAUGAGGCGCAGUCCAGGCUUAGCAUAGCUUCUAGAAGUGGAUCAGUUCUAGAAAAGCGUUUCUCAGACGCCAGUUCGUGCAUGGACGAGUGUUUCCACACAUCCAUGAGGUCUGUGUCUCCGUCGUGGGCAGGCCCGGCGAGUCAGACCAUGCACUGCUUGUCAGACCUGGACUCCAGCAUGGACAGCACCGAGGAGAAGUUCAGACGACCCACCUCGCUGCCACGGUGUUCCAGCUGCAUUGGGAAGAUCAGUCAUUUGACCAGAUCAUCAACAAUGAACACGCCAGGUUCCAUCAUGUCCCCAGUUUGGACAAUGGAUAACAUACUAGAAAAACGUUCAGACUCCGACCGAGCGUCAAUAUACUCUCGAUCCAGCGGCAGUGCCUCCGAGUACAGUGUACCACGCAGUGCGUGCCUUCUGGACAAGAGUUUCGAGUCCAAACGAGCUAGCCCUGUGGCUUGCUGUACACCAUCUGUGCCAGCCAAGACUGGAGGCAGUUGCCAGUGCUGGCAGCAGGUCAAACCUUGCUGCUGCAGAAAGAAGUCCUUCAGUGGGCCUUACGAGAACUACGACGUGCCCAAAACACCAAUGCCUUUAAUCCAGGAGCACCCAGUAGAUUCUCAAGCCGACCCCUCAAGUAUAUACGACACACCAAAGAAACUGAAAUGUCUGAUCAACGGGCAGCCGUGCACCUGCACACACGAAGCCAAAAACGUAGAGAACAAACAAACCGACAAUAACAACACAAGUGAUAAUAGCAAUACUAGCGAUACUAGCGUAAACAAUAACGAAGCCGAAACACAUUCCAACUAUGUCAACGUUACCCCAGUUGUAAAGAAACCAGUACCAGAGAUAGAUUUCGCAAACUACGCGAAUAUAGAUCUCUCGACUUUGGAGAAGUUCGAGAAUUCCCUGCAGAUCUUAAGGAGUGCAGGCUUCAGUCAGGAAGAGAUAGAUGCUCUCGAAGACAUUCCUGAACAUGACGAUGAUAUAUCAACAGCUACAACCAACACUGUUCAUCCGUCAACAGAGUGUUGUAACGAACACUUGAACUACAUGCACAUGGAACCUCUAGAGAUCAGCAUUUCUAGUAGCAAUAAGAAUUUUUCAGAUAAUGUGAGUCGGAUCAGUCACAUGUCAGAUCCUACUCAACAUUCUGAGUCAGACACUACGAUCAGUACCAGACGGUCGAGUUCUGCAGACUUUACUAAAAGACACGAUGAUGAAUAUGGUAUCAACAGCCAAAUCUGUUUCACGCCAACAGUACUACGAAAGGCAAUCAAAAGCGAUAGAAUAAACGAAGGAGUCCCAAUAAGUCUAGAAAUAGUUGAACCCAAAGACAAGUUCAAAGUACCGGAGCAGAAAAGCGAGAGUUUGCUUGUAACAAAGUUUAGAGACGCCGUCAAAAUAAGGCGUUCGUCUAGCGUUCCGAGCAAAUCUGACAAAAAUAGAGACUCGUCAAGUUCAAAUGAUUCUGGGGUCUCAACUGGUUCCUUAAAGCAUCAUAAGGGAGAUUUCAAUGAAUUUGAGAUGCCUAUCACCAGUUCUAAGUCAAUAAAGAAGCAUAUAAAGAAUAAUAAGCAGAUGAGGAAGUCUCUGACCCCAGUGCAUGCGUUUGUCAAGUCCAACUCAUCGGAUCCUUUGAAGAACUUGACAUUUCAGUUUGAGGAGGUGGCGACGCUGACGAAAUCUAACUCCUGCGAUGUGGAUACCUUGACCAGACGGAAGAAGAGACCUGUGGAGACAGACGCUACAGCGAGGCAUAGUCAGAUGACGACUAAAUCUACGUCCAGCGGUGCUUCUGAUACGUCAGACUACAUGGAGUCCCUGUCUGUGUCAUCAUUCAGUUCCUGCGAUGUGUCAGCCGAUAGGCACGUCACUAGGCCACGGUCCGGCAAGGAGUAUGCGAGCAUCGAUAGAACAGCACUAGUGUAGGACUUGCAAUGUUGGUGUAUUGGCCCAAAGCUGGUCUGAUUGGUGAUUCUGAUUUAUACAACUUGUACUUAUUUUUUCUUGUUUUUGAAAUAAACAUUGUAUUUUAAA
Messenger RNA from Helicoverpa zea (corn earworm), 3128 nucleotides. RefSeq lists its product as uncharacterized. Gene Ontology annotation, molecular function: protein kinase binding. The record is from RefSeq and is a predicted model, not a curated record. Lineage: Eukaryota; Metazoa; Arthropoda; Insecta; Lepidoptera; Noctuidae. Gene Ontology annotation, biological process: positive regulation of protein tyrosine kinase activity; neuromuscular junction development. The transcript has 11 exons. The coding region runs from base 462 to 3020 and encodes 852 amino acids.